Cetraspora pellucida is the source of this 3057-nucleotide messenger RNA. The record is from the annotation of a GenBank genome assembly. Lineage: Eukaryota; Fungi; Glomeromycota; Glomeromycetes; Diversisporales; Gigasporaceae.
AUGCCGGUAGUGACAACUGCUCAGCUUGUAAAGCUACAAUCGCGCACAGAAAAUAUACGAAACAUUUGCAUUUUAGCACAUGUUGAUCAUGGAAAAACAACACUGUCUGAUUCUUUGUUGGCCUCGAAUGGAAUAAUAUCUAGUAAGCUUGCAGGAAAAGUGAGGUACCUUGACAGUCGAGAGGACGAACAAGAAAGAGGAAUAACUAUGGAAGCAAGUGGUAUUUCCCUCUAUUUUCAAAUUUUACGUAAAGCUAUGGAAGGAGAAGAAACUAUAACAAAUUCUGAUGAAUAUCUGAUAAAUCUUAUUGAUGCUCCUGGACAUGUCGAUUUUUCAAGUGAAGUAUCGACAGCAUCCAGGUUAUGCGAUGGCGCUUUAAUUCUUGUCGAUGCUGUCGAAGGUGUUUGUACACAGGCACAAGUUCAUUUAAACAAAAUUAUUGAACAAGUUAAUGCAAUUGUGGGAACUUAUUUUGCUGGCGAUGUGAUGGAAGAAGAAACAAAAAGGCACGAAGCUGAAAAAGAAAAACUCUUGCAUCAAGAAAAGGAAUAUGAAUCUACGAGUUCCAACGAAGAAAUAUUUGAGGAACAUGAUGAUUCUAAUAUAUAUUUUACACCCGAGUCUGGAAACGUUAUUUUUGCUAGUGCUCUUGAUGGUUGGGCAUUUAGAAUCGAACAAUUUGCUCAAAUAUACGCAGCAAAACUAGGUAUUAAAGAAUCCAUACUUCGUAAAGUACUCUGGGGUGAUUAUUAUCUCGAUCCAAAAACGAAGCGUUUUUUAAAACACAAGCAUCUCAAAGGGCGACAAUUAAAGCCAAUGUUUGUUCAAUUUGUUCUGGAAAAUAUAUGGACAGUUUAUGAUUCAGUAAUUAUAAACAACAAUCGAGAGAAAAUUGAAAAGAUUGUCAAAAGUCUCCAAUUGAAGAUCCUACCAAGAGAUAUGCGUUCUAAAGAUACUCGCACGUUACUGACGUCAAUUUUCAAUCAAUGGCUGCCUUUGUCAACAGCUCUUCCAUCGCCAAUUGUCGCACAACCGAUGCGAUUACCACGAAUGCUUUCUAUAGACAUUAAAAAAAAACCAAUAAAUGAAGUUGAGCAUGGAUUAUUUAGUUGUGAUGUCAGCGAUUCUGCACCCGUCGUUGCGUACGUAUCAAAAAUGUUUGCUGUACAUUCAGACAUGUUACCGGAAAACAGGAGGAAACAAUUGUCGGCCGAAGAAUUAAGAGAAAAGGGGAGGCUUCAAAGAAUAGCACGGUUACAUUCUUCAAAUAUUCGUACCGGAGAAGUGACAGUUCUAGAUACAACUGCUUCAGAUAGUGAUCAUAGCGAGAUUCCAAUAUCUGAAUCAUUGGAUGCAUCCUUAGAACAAUUGCAUAUUCAGUCUACAAUAGAUUCAGAAGAUACAAUGGUCCCUGAACAAAAACCCACCGGGGAAACAUUCAUAGGAUUUUCUCGUCUUUACUCUGGCACCAUUAGAGUUGGUCAAAAACUUUAUGUUCUUGGACCCAAGUAUGAUCCUGCUUUUCCUGAUCGACAUUGCUCUGAGAUAACAGUUAAAAGUCUAUAUUUAAUGAUGGGGAGAGAAUUAGAGUCUCUCCAAGAAGUACCAGCUGGCAAUGUUUUUGGUAUCGGUGGACUUGAAGGCCAUAUAUUAAAAAAUGGAACAUUGUGCAGUACAAAAGAUUGCAAAAAUCUUGCUGGUGUUACAUUAGAGUCUGCGCCAAUUGUUCGAGUAGCUCUGGAGCCGACAGAUCCAUCUGAAAUUGAUAAGCUUAUUGAAGGACUUCGUUUGCUCAAUCAAGCUGACCCAUGUGUUGAAGUUCUCGUACAAGAAACCGGUGAGCAUGUCAUUUUAACCGCCGGCGAAGUACACCUUGAGAGAUGUUUGAGGGAUCUAAAAGAACGAUUUGCAAAAAUUGAGAUUCAAGUUUCCCCUCCAAUUGUACCAUUCAGAGAAACGAUUGUUCCUGUGUCGGAACUUCAAUCAAAUAAAGAUAAUACACAACGCGGUGUGGUGACACUUUCUACACCAAACAAGUAUUGCACUAUUAAAGUGCGUAGUGUCCCACUACCCUCGAAUGUUACUGCCUUCCUUAACCAGCAUGCUGUUACCAUAAAAUCUAUUCUGGAACGGCAACAACGAAGUAAAAUUGAUUCGCACACCACAGAAGAAUAUGAAGAUGCCAUUAAGGAGGUCGCUAUCAAAGGAGAAAAUAUACUAGAUGCCGAAGAUUUUUCCAGACUUCUUCAACAUGAAUUUGACAAGGCAGCUGGCAGCGAAAUUUGGAAAAACGUAGUGAAAAAAUGGCAAAAAUAUUUUAGCGACACUAAAAUGUCUGGAUCAUUGUCAUCUGAUAUCAAUGAAGUAAAUUUAGAAUUUAUAGAAGAACGUAAAUCACUUGAAUUAUCAAUUCGUGACUUUGAAGAGGGUAUUCACACAGGUUUUCAGCUCGCAACUAAAGCAGGACCUCUUUGUGCUGAACCAUUAAUGGGAGUGGCGUAUUUCUUGGAAGAUUUUACAAUAUCCAUAGAUGAGAAUGUUGAUAUAUCCGAGGUCCGACCAAAAUUAGGUGGAUAUGUUAUAACAACAAUGAGAGAUGCUUGCCUUCAAGGAUUUCUUGAUUUGUCUCCUAGAUUGAUGCUUGCUAUGUAUUCUUGUGAUAUUCAAGCGACAACUGAAGCUUUAGGUCGUGUAUAUGCUGUUAUAUCUAGACGUAGAGGUCGCAUUAUAUCAGAUGAACUAAAAGAAGGAACUCCGUUUUUCCAAAUAAUUGCAUUGCUUCCAGUUGUUGAAAGUUUUGGAUUUGCUGACGAAAUCAGGAAGCGAACUUCCGGUGCAGCUAUCCCACAACUAAUUUUCAGCGGGUUUGAAAUGUUAGACGAAGAUCCUUUUUGGGUACCAACAACCGAGGAAGAGCUUGAAGAUUUAGGAGAAAAAUCAGAUAGAGAGAACCUUGCAAAAAAAUAUAUGGAAAACGUGAGGAAACGCAAGGGAAUGUUUACGGACAAGAAGAUCGUUGAACACGCAGAAAAACAACGCACACUUAAGAAGAAGUAG